AGAUUAGGGGUCGGUUGGAGCAGGACUGUGUUGUGACGCCACCUUUGCUUGUACAAGGCCUGGAUAGUUGGGUGUAGAGAGCAGAUCAGGGUUGGUUGGAGCAGGACUGUGUUGUGACGCCACCUUUGCUUGUAGAAGGCCUGGAUAGUUGGGUGUAGAGAGCAGAUUAGGGGUUGGUUGGAGCAGGACUGUGUUGUGACGCCACCUUUGCUUGUAGAAGGCCUGGAUAGUUGGGUGUAGAGAGCAGAUCAGGGUUGGUUGGAGCAGGACUGUGUUGUGACGCCACCUUUGCUUGUAGAAGGCCUGGAUAGUUGGGUGUAGAGAGCAGAUUAGGGGUUGGUUGGAGCAGGACUGUGUUGUGACGCCACCUUUGCUUGUAGAAGGCCUGGAUAGUUGGGUGUAGAGAGCAGAUCAGGGUUGGUUGGAGCAGGACUGUGUUGUGACGCCACAGUUGCUUAUAGAACGCCUGGAUAGUUGGGUGUAGAGAGCAGAUCAGGGUUGGUUGGAGCAGGACUGUGUUGUGACGCCACAGUUGCUUAUAGAACGCCUGGAUAGUUGGGUGUAUCUUGUUAUCACAAACCAUGCCUGUGGAGACUACGCAUUGGAACAGGGAUACUUUGUUGACGUUUACGCAAAUCCGAGUGAACUCCGAAGCCAACGCCAGGCGUAUCACAUGUGUAGAACAGUGCUUUGGGACGGCUGGUCAGCCGCUAGCCGUCCCUGGUCGUGUGCUGGUCGGAGAGGGUGUGCUCACCAAGAUGUGUCGCAGGAAGCCCAAGUCCAGGCAGUUCUUCCUCUUCAAUGACGUCCUCGUCUAUGGAAAUAUACUCAUUCAUAAGAAAAAGUACAACAAACAGCACAUCAUCCCACUGGAGGACAUCAAGCUGGACAACGUGGAGGAUGAAGGAGAGCUGCACAACGGCUGGAACGUUAUCAGUCCACAGAAGUCCUUCACAGUGUACGCAGCGACGGUCACGGAGAAGAAGGAAUGGAUGGCUCACAUCCGGAAGUGUGUCAACGAUCUGCUUGUAAAGCGCGGUAUUACCCAGACUUCCAGGGACGACUCCCCGGUGUGGGUGCCGGACUCCGAGGCCAGGACCUGCAUGCACUGCCGCAAGUCGGAAUUCUCCAUUGUCAACAGAAGGCAUCACUGUCGGAAGUGUGGCAUCUUGGUGUGCAACGCCUGCUCAAACAAGCGACUGAUGAUGCCGCAGCAGUCGUCAAAGCCGCUGCGAGUGUGCCUCACGUGCUACCACCAGAUGUCCAACUCUGCCGAGGGAAGGAACAGCACAGUGGGAGUGCCGGACCAGGCUCGCCUCAACGAUUCAUCAGGAGAGGAAUCAUCAGAUGAUGACGAUGAGUCUGGGGCUUUGUCAAACCAGAAUCAGUUUCAAACAUACGGAAGCGAAUAGUCCCAGCAACGGCACAAAAAGGACAAAUAUAUUUUUGUGACACAACAAUCCAGUGCAGGUUUAGCCUGAUGGAUCUCCUUUUACACCGUGCAGCAGCUGUAGAAUAAGUACUAUUUUCCUGCCUACUUGUCACAACCAGGCUUUGGGCAACAGUAGAGAUAAAACACUGUCUUGGUUUUAUCACAACAUGUAGUGGGUAUUACUUAGGUAUCUGACAGACUUUCAAGUGGCUUGUUUGAUUGUUGUGGAGAAAUAUAUGCUUCAACGUUUGUAUUUAACUUAUUGAAUCAACAAAUGAUUGAUAGUUUGAAGGUGUGUAGUCUUGUACUGCUGAACAGUGAAAAGCUUGCAGAUGUUGCUGACAGUGGAUACCAGGAGUUACCAGGAUUUGCCGGGAUUUGCCAGGAUUUACCAGGAUUUGCCAGGAUUUGCCAGGAGUUACCAGGAUUUGCCAGGAGUUACCAGAUUCACCUGACAGGCAUUCAAGUACCUUUAGAAUUCAAGAACACUUGAAUAUGAACUAUUUGGAAGACCUUGAAGUUCCAACAAUAUAUCUGAUUAUUGUAUAUUUAACUUUGUAUCAGUUGUUAACGAUGUAUAUGUAUUUGUCAUUAUAGGUAUGGAAAUACAAGGGGCACAAAGUUGGUGAUCAAAUUGUUGUUUAUGCUUUGGAUUUGACAUCAUGUUAAUCAAAGCAACACAGUAUGUCAAGCUAACUUCCUCAUGAGGUGUGGCAAAACAGCGUUAAACCCAACUCACGAACUCACUCCCGAGUUGUGGUCAGUUGGGCCGGUAGACAGUGCUGUUGAUAUCACAUUAAGGUUCACUUCCCCCGUUGAAGAAGACAAACCAGUUGUGUUUACCAUCUUCAAUAUGGCUAAGGGUAAGAAAUGGUGGGUAGAUAAUAAAAUGUUUUCUAAUAUAUUACCACAUAUGUACAGUGUGUGAAAGGUGAAUUAUAGUUAUUUGGCCUGGCUGGAAACUAACAGUAGUCCUGUUGGAACGGAUGUGGGUCUCAUGACAGAUGUGAAAUACUCGGUAUGACUCAGUCAGGCAGGUGUUUUCUUCACCUGUCUAGAGCUGCACAGAGAUAGCUGAGUCGGCAAGAAUGUAACCAUGGCGUAUUGAUAGAAUAGUCUGUAGGGAACCUUACAAGGAAGUAAGUUAUUUAACUUUAAAUGGCUUUGCUGUAUAUGUGUACAGAAUAUAUGUUCCAACACUAAGGAUUUCAUCGCUUGGUGAUCUUUAUACAUGAAGUUAUGUUUUGCCCUUGAACUGUUUUUCAUGUGACCCAUCCUUGCUGUGUACAAAAAUCAUACAAGAGUUACCUGCCCUUGCUGUGUACAAAAAUCAUACAAGAGUUACCUGCCCUUGAUGUGGACAGAAAUCUGAUUAGAGUUACCUGCCCUUGCUGUGGCCAGAUGUAGAAUUAGCUUUACCCUCCCCUACUUGUUGCAAUGCCUUUUUAUGUAGAAACGUCUGAACAAAUUACUUGCCCUUGAUGUGUUAAAAAGAAAGGAAAAGGAAUGGAAAAUGAAUUGGAUGGAAAAGAGACACAAAACACUGUAUUUUGGUUGUUUUAGACAUGUCCUUAUUAAUUAAAAGUUGUCAUAAAUAAACGAUCUGGGUCUCCAAGUGGUGCUGGGGUGAUGGGAAGUGGUUAGUGCAUGUCAAGGACACAGGUGAACUUCACAACAUGGGUACAAUGUGUAAGGCCCACUCUUGCCGCCAUGUUGCUGGAUUAGAAGUGGCACAAGGCCCGUCUCACUCUCUCUGAUUGCUGCAGACUAUGCCAGAAUACUGUUCAGUUCAGGAACAUAAGUCUGACUGACCAAAUGGAUGUAGUAUUUUGAAUUUUUUUGUGCACAUUGUACCCAUGACAUGAAGUGAACGAACACAGUGUCGGACUCACAGUCAACUUGCUCUUUGUCUGAAAGCAUCGUACAUCUUUUCCUUUCGCGUAAGUUCAAGUCAGCUAUCUGAAAAUGUUCAUCACUGAAUAGAUGUUGAAAUGUUGUAUGAACCAUGAAGAAUAAUGGCUGCAUACUUCUGUGACCUUCUGUGUUCUCGCUUUGGCUUUUCGUAAAUGAAAUACGAGACUUAAUACAUCUACUGUUUCAUGUUAUUUUCAAGACUUUUAUACGUACAUACCAUAUCAGAGUAAUAUGUCAUGUGACAUCAUUUGUACAAUGUUCAUGUAGGAGUCUAAAUGAGAAACAAGUAAAAACCCAGUGGAAUUAUUCCUAUUUUUUACUUAUCCUCCAUUACUCCUUAAUGCAUUUACCGUUUACCUUGCGACAACAACCACCAAAUAAAGUUGGAGAGCCAAGCGAGACACGUCCCUGCAGGUCGGUGACAAGCAGUAAUAUGACCUUGUGUGACAUAUCAUCAAGGUCACAUGACAGCAGGAUGGUCCUACAAAAAGCGGGAUUUGAGAUGGAAACAGCUUUUUUUCUCUUUCACCCAGGACCAUCGCUAGGUUCUGUCGUAGGUUAAGCAGUAAAUGCAGGAUAAAAAAGCAAAUGUGAAAAAUAUAAGGAUUUUACGAAAAUUGUUGAGAAAUAAACAAAUGUGUUUGAGUUCGUAUUCAUGCAAGUCAUUACAAUUUUCAAUGCAGCACUAUAAAACUUGGACUCUUUUAGCACCAACCAAAAAUGAAAUUGGAUCGUGGAAUAUAUUAGAUAUAUUGUUUGGAUUCUUCUCAUCCACUUCGUCCCAUCAACCACUGGUGUAGAUGUAGAAUAAUGAAAAAAUAUUAUAUUUAAUCUUAUCCUGCCUCCUACACAUGCAUUAGUAUGAGUCAGGAUAAGUAUAAAUGAUAUUUUUACUCUAAAAACUACACUUUUAUCCAAUAAUUGCUAAUGAAGAUGCAAAGUCAGUUUAUGAGAAUCAGUCUAUAUUAAGUUCAUUGCUUACUGGUUUAGAGUACAAGAUGUGGUGAUUGUUUUUGAAAGAUUUAUACUGCAGCAAAUAUUGUAUGACCUUAAUGCAGCAACUUGAUACUGGAUGCAUGACUGCAGCCCACGUCCAGCUGCUUGUGCCUUAUCCUCUCACGGUGGAGUCGUGUGUCGUCAAAUGGCAUCUGUUGGGCUCCAGAUGGGUCAGCUAUUGAUCUUAACAGGAGUUAGUUGUAAGGUAGUGGCAUGGGUUAUGUCCCUUUGUAGUACCUGGAUCUGCUGGACAUUCACUCAGGUUCAGCAUGUAGUGAACAUCUAGGACCUGCGUCCGAUCCACUUCUCCCAGGUUAGAAUGAGACGCUGAAGUGCUGCUCACUGCAGUGUUGAACACAUCUCACUCCUGGUUGAUAGAAGGAAGAGUUGCGUCCCCUCCCUGGAGCUGCAGCAAUCAGAUCACAUAUCUCACUCUAUAAUUCCUGCAGUCAUAUAGCUUCAGUAUUGCUGAAAGUGGCAUAAAACCAUACUCACUCACUCACUCACUCACUCACUCACUCACUCACUCACUCACACACCCACCCACCCACUCACUCACUCACUCACUCACUCACUCACUCACUCACUCACUCACUCACUCUUUAAGUCUUCAAGCACUGUACAUUCACUAGUGUCUGUAUUAUGCCACAAUAACUUAAUUAUUACAUUUUCUUCCAAGUUAGGGGAUUGGGUGCCGUUGUACAAAACCAUCUUAGCACUACGACUGUCGUAAGUCUAUGUUAAGGUAUGGGAGUUACGAUCACCUUAGCGCUAAGAUCGCUUUCUACAACAGCACCCUGACCACUGAAUGUUAUGGAGGGGGACUGGGUUUUGUAAGAGUAUUUUUUUCCGGUCACAGCUUCAGGUCAGUUAUUGAAAGGAGCCUAUCAAUUUUGGGGGACCCUCAAAUUUUUCAGUGCGGUCGGGUAGCCUAGUGGUUAAAGCGUUCGCUCGUCAACGCCGAAGACCCGGGUUCGAUUCCCAACAUGGGUACAAUGUGUGAAGCCCAUUUCUGGUUUCCCCCGACGUGAUAUUGCUGGAAUAUUGCUAAAAGCGGCGUAAAAUCAAAUUCACUCACUCACUCAAAUUUUUCAGGACACCUGGUGAACAAAUGAGGCCAAUUUAUUUUUUUGGAUUUGUUUUUUUAAAACAAAUCCAAUAUCUCCCCAAAAUUGAAUGCUCCAUCCCAAACUGAAAGGGGUUAUUUGUUAUGCAUCAUUUGUCCAGAUAUGUACCGGUAAAUCAAAAAGCUGUGACCUGUCACAAGCUCUGGCUGGGAAGAAAGUCUCAUUAUUAACUUGUUGUGGCCUUAUGGUAGGGGCUAUGAUCUCAUAUCACCCAGGGCUCCAUGUCCUGAGGUUGUGGAUAGUUCAGUGAUUGGUCGUAUGGCAUUAUUUCCUUAUAAGGUUGCCUCUGUCGGCGAUGUAUCAUUGUUUCCUACAGGAAGGAGGUAGCCAGCCACGUGUGGACAUUGUAGUCACUGUAGCCCCUGUUCACCUCGCACAAUGAAUCAUAUAUGUCAUCAUCUUACACUCAGUCAUGAUCAAAAUAUAUCAACUUUCUCAUCUGUAGUUUAGAGUUUUGUAAGUGAAAUUGUUUCGUAUUUGUUUCCUUGUGUUUUGUAUUUUGAUACUUGAAUACAACUUUUGUACAUGUCGUGUAUGUAUUGGCUAACAUCACACAAAUUUUGGUGCAAGGUAUCCUUUGGAGUUCAGUGGAGUCUGUUGAGAAGACAAAUGUAUUUCAGUCUUACUCAAGCCAAAGUAUCCCUGUAUAUAAAACAAUUGUAUUUACACUGAAAUCUGAGGAAUGCCUCUGAAGACGUGUCACCGGUCAUCUAAAGAUUCUAAAUAAUCUCCAAUGAAUAUUUUAUUCUUAAACCAACUGAGAAUACCUAAUGUGUACACAACUUUUUGUCACUGAAAGACUGGAUGACUUCCCCUAAAGUUGUGCAUGUCUGCAACUGUUUGUUGUGGCUUAAAAAUAAGAGAAUUGGUUCUCAGGCAAUGACUUCGGAAAAUAUAGUGUUGGUGGAUGGUAGAUUUUGCUGUUGUUGCUUGCUCAAACUUUUAUGUAACCAAAUAAACAGUUGUGUACCAUCAACCUGGGAAAGGGCCUCCCUACAUAUACAAGCAUACAAACUCUAUUGCCACCAUGACCAUAACACGAGAUGCACAGUACAGCAGUGCGCAUGUAAAGGGAAGUAACUGUGUGGUAUUUGGAUCGCAUUGUUUUUAAGUAUUAAGAUUUCUAAAUAUUUUUUGAAAAUGGAAAUAAAAACAAAAUAUGCAGCAGACUUUAUGAUGAUGUGGGCAGUGCCUGUGAAUCGACUAUUAUUUUUCCAGUCUGUACUGUCAAAAUUUAUCAAGAGCUAUGCAUGGAUGAUUCAGACAGUAUUUGUGCUCAGAGAAUUGCAAUCCCAUGUUAGCUGUAUGGAAGCCAUAUUGAAAAACGCAUUUUGGCCCAUGACCCAGGAGUCAGAAUGUGUAUCAAAUAUCUGAUUUGAUCAUGCAGUAAAUGAGAACAAUAUACUCAUCGGAGGAAAUAAGUGAACAGUUCUGACAUGUGUUGAGCAGGCAGUUUAUGAAGUGAAAAUUAUUAAAAUUAAGAUUUUUUGUUUCUCAGUAACACCCACUCCUAUAAUUGACCCAACCCAAAAUAUCUUUUUUGGUUUUAAGAAACAACUUUUUAUACUCAAAUUUCGUUUUGGCACUUGAUUCCAACUUUUUGCAUGCACCAUGCAAUGGCGACCAUGGACACCCUAUUCAGUCAGUUUUAAAAAGUAUCAUGAGGAACAUGAAUGAAAAAAGGAUUUUUUUAGCUGACCUUGACAUUAUUCAGCAAUAUGGCUCAACGGUUCCUUUAGAUAUACCAUCUGUGUAUGUUGUAGGUUUUUUCAAAUGUAAUUGAUAUCUACAUUGAUGCAAUUUUGAUGUAUAUGCAUGAUAGGAAAUUUUCAAGUUGUUACAAAUGUGAUCGCUUCCGAUACUUUUGCAAGUUCACAAGAACCAAUGUUGCACCUUGGUCAUUCAUUCCAGGGGUCCGCAGUUCUGAUAACCUUCCUUAUAAGGGAACUCCAUUCAGUUUGGAAAACACCCUUUUUUUAAUGACUAGCAGCUCACGUGUUGGUCAGCUUGUCCAAUGCAGAAGCCAGAAAACGGCAAACGACUGAAACUUUGAUCUUCUUAUCAGUAAUUCUUUUCAUAAUUGCAAUUGAAAUUUUGAAAGAUGAUUUAUUUUGAAAAUUGGUAAUAUGACAUCUGCCAGAAUUGGUGCAUUUACUGGGAUGCAAUCCACCAUCUUUCUCUGGGUCAUUGGGGAAAUAAUUGCGGGAUACCCACGAUCGUGCAGAUGUGGUGCAUCACUUAUUGUAGCUGUUGAUCAUCCUAAUCUUCAGUUUCCAGAAACAGGUGUGAUUUUACCUUCCAAUGACAGCUGCACCUUCGCCAACACUUAUGCAUAAAACAAUGUCGUUCCUCAUUGAGAAAUAUGCAACAUUCAGGCGAGCCGAUGUACACGCCUUUAUCAUGUUCUUGUCAUUACAGUACCUACAGAGAAAAGAGUUGUUAAGUAUCAAGAUAGACUAAUUUUUCCAUAGAUAGACCUAGGAAUUGAUAGACCUGUUUGUUGAAAUGUGUGAUUUAUUUAUGAUUUAGUUAACAUUCCAUGGUUUUAUUUUGUAGUUUAGUAUUUAUUACGGUAUAUGACAUAAUAAGCGCUCAGGGCACUCUUAAAAUAAGAAAUAGGAAUUAGAAAUAGAAUUUUGGUGAAUAAAAAACAAAACAGAGUUGAAAGAUCGUAAAUUUCGUCGUUUAUGCUGACAGCCUGAAUGAUACAAAAGAAAAGUCUGUGCGUAUUAUACACGAAAAACAUAUUUAUCAGAAUUGAAUUGCUUGUAGUUAAGGUAG
Messenger RNA from Haliotis rufescens (red abalone), 8250 nucleotides. RefSeq names its product pleckstrin homology domain-containing family F member 2-like. The coding region runs from base 582 to 1412 and encodes 276 amino acids. The transcript has 9 exons. Gene Ontology annotation, molecular function: metal ion binding; phosphatidylinositol binding. NCBI's taxonomy places the organism in Eukaryota, Metazoa, Mollusca, Gastropoda, Lepetellida, Haliotidae. The record is from RefSeq and is a predicted model, not a curated record.